Molecule: messenger RNA, 1774 nt
Organism: Microplitis demolitor
Lineage: Eukaryota; Metazoa; Arthropoda; Insecta; Hymenoptera; Braconidae
Exons: 6
Coding region: 104-1747 (547 amino acids)
Source: RefSeq, a predicted model, not a curated record
AAGACUACAAGCGUCUAUGAUCGUCUCUUUCUUCUAAUAAAAUGGCAAUUUUGUGCUGAAUCAUUAUUAUUUAUUUAAUAAGAUUCAGAGUGAAUUUGACAAAAUGCAUCGAUUAAUUUAUUCAUUAAAUGACAAAAAAUAUAGGGUAGUUAAAAAAACACAAUAUCUGCCAAAAAAUUACAUACAAAUAGCUGUCAGUGAUGUCGAAAAUUUAUCAUCUAUUUGCAAUAUAUUAAACGCUGACAUGCCGAUAGUAUUAAUUAAACGUGUAGAUUGUCACGAUAGGAAUGUACGUUCGACUACAGAAACGAAACCACAAGAUCCUAAGAUUGUUAUAAAUGAAGAAAAUAAAGAGAACAACGAAGUACCAACAAGCACAAAUGCUGUAAGUUUUGUUGGCACAGAAAUAUAUGAGGUUCCAGUCAUUGAUCAUGAUAUUUUGGCUAAAAAAAAUGUAUUGACCGGUACAAGUACUGAUGAAAAGCUUCAGCUAACAGACUCGAAAGUAAGAGUCAAAUUUGACUCUGACUUGAAACAUUUUCAUGUGAAUUCAAAUGUGAUUUCACAAGAAAAAGGGUCAGAAAAUAAUGAGAUACCACAAAAUGUUUCACAUUGUUCAGAUACUAAAUGGAUUGAUGAUACCAAAAUAUAUAAAUCACCAGUCAUUCAGGAUAAUAUUCCUAAUUUUGAAAAUCUAUCGGAUGAAUUGAAUACCGACAUGAAGUUUAAACAAGUAGACCAAGACAUGAUUAUUGAAUUAAAUUAUGAACAUGCUAGUGUGAAUUCAAACGACUUAGUACAAGAUCAUGAGAAUAAUUUUGAUGCAGUUUUUUAUCAAGAAUGUAAUGCUCAAAGUGGAAAUAAUUUUUGUGCUGCACAAUUCACUUCAUCCGAAGAUGAUUUAAUUGAGGCAGUAAUCAUUCCAAGUAUUAUCGAUGAAACAAGCACUGAAGAGUAUGAUUUAUUAAAUUACGAAUCAAAUUAUGAGAUCUCUGAUCAAUUAGAAAGUAUUCUGUCAUCUCGUUUAGACAGUGAAACCGUAGAAAUUCUACGAGAUUAUAACAAAGGUGAUGAUGAAAAUAGUCAUGAUUUAUCAAUUCUACGAUUAAGGCAACGUAGUGAAAUAAACUACAACAACACUUCUAACUCUCUAUUGGGACAUAAUUCAUUUGAUGAUAAAGACACCAGUGAUAUAGAUUUUGAUCCAAUCAAUUUAAAACAUUCUUCUACAAUAAUAGAAGAUUCUACACAAAGUAUACUACAAACUGGGACAGUAAACAAUAUUGAUACAGCAGCUGAAAAUAAAUUAAUAAACGUUUUUCCGUUAUCGUCAGAAGUACAUAAUAUCGUGAGUAAUAAUUCAACAUUAAUCAAGGUUCCGCUUCCGUCGAAAGGAUCUUGUGAUAAUUCAGAAUUAAAAGCAGAAGGUAGUGUUGUUACCGACGACGCUGGAAACGUCAUUAGUGUUGAACCGCGUUGGAAAAAAAAAUAUUUUUGCAUUUAUUGUCACAAGUUAGUAGUUAAAUUACCAAGACAUAUUGAAUUAAGGCACAAAGAUAUUGAAGAAGUACAACAGCUCAAAAGUACUCCAAAAGGUCAGUUACAUUUAUGGAUAAUAUCGGAUUUUAAGUUGAAAUAUAUUUUUCCGUUUCACCUGUUCCGAAAGUAUAAUCUUAGAGUGCUGAAUGGUGUGCUGUCCAUAAUCAAUUACCAGACACCUAAGUUACCGUUCUCUUUAUCAGUUUAGACCCUAAAGUGCUCACUUUGUAGCCUC